CGACAGCUCAACUCGCCCAUGAACCCCGUCAGCAGCUCAGAAGACAUUAAGCCACCCUUGGGGCUCAAUGGAGUCCUCAAAGUGCCAGCACAUCCCUCAGGAACGAUGGCCUCCUUCACCAAGCACAUAUGUGCCAUCUGCGGGGACAGAUCUUCAGGUAAACAUUACGGGGUUUACAGCUGCGAGGGCUGCAAAGGCUUCUUCAAGCGCACGGUGCGGAAAGACCUCACCUACACUUGCCGCGACAACAAGGACUGCUUGAUCGACAAGCGCCAGCGCAACCGCUGCCAGUACUGCCGCUAUCAGAAGUGUCUUGCGAUGGGGAUGAAGCGAGAAGCCGUCCAGGAGGAGAGGCAGCGGGGGAAGGACCGCAAUGAGAAUGAAGUGGAGUCGACAAGUAGUGCCAACGAGGACAUGCCCGUGGAAAAGAUCUUGGAAGCUGAACUCGCAGUGGAACCAAAGACAGAGACGUACAUUGAAGCAAACAUGGGCUUGACGCCGAGCUCGCCCAAUGACCCGGUGACGAACAUAUGCCAGGCAGCAGACAAACAGCUCUUCACCCUGGUGGAGUGGGCCAAGAGGAUCCCCCACUUCUCCGAGCUGCCCCUGGACGACCAGGUCAUCUUGCUCAGAGCAGGGUGGAAUGAGCUCCUAAUCGCCUCCUUCUCUCACCGCUCCAUAGCUGUGAAAGACGGGAUCCUCUUAGCCACCGGGCUCCACGUGCACCGGAACAGCGCGCACAGUGCUGGCGUCGGGGCCAUCUUCGACAGAGUACUGACAGAACUCGUGUCAAAAAUGCGAGACAUGCAGAUGGACAAGACAGAGCUAGGCUGCCUGCGAGCCAUUGUCCUCUUCAACCCCGACUCGAAAGGUCUCUCCAACCCAGCUGAAGUGGAGGCGUUACGGGAGAAGGUGUACGCGUCGCUAGAGGCAUACUGCAAACACAAAUACCCCGACCAGCCCGGGAGGUGA
This is a messenger RNA of Fulmarus glacialis (Northern fulmar), 972 nucleotides long. Its product is annotated as retinoic acid receptor RXR-alpha. The record is from RefSeq and is a predicted model, not a curated record. Gene Ontology annotation, molecular function: retinoic acid-responsive element binding; nuclear steroid receptor activity; nuclear receptor activity. NCBI's taxonomy places the organism in Eukaryota, Metazoa, Chordata, Aves, Procellariiformes, Procellariidae. The coding region runs from base 19 to 972 and encodes 317 amino acids. Gene Ontology annotation, biological process: negative regulation of transcription by RNA polymerase II; retinoic acid receptor signaling pathway; anatomical structure development. The transcript is spliced from 7 exons. Gene Ontology annotation, cellular component: nucleus; RNA polymerase II transcription regulator complex.